Anneissia japonica is the source of this 464-nucleotide messenger RNA. RefSeq names its product sushi, von Willebrand factor type A, EGF and pentraxin domain-containing protein 1-like. Lineage: Eukaryota; Metazoa; Echinodermata; Crinoidea; Comatulida; Comatulidae. The annotation marks the transcript as partial. The record is from RefSeq and is a predicted model, not a curated record. The transcript has a single exon.
AUGCAGUUUUCAAGUCCCAAGUGCUGCUUUGUCUUGGCUUUGUUUACGGGGAUCCUUCUUGCAGAGGUUAGAUCACAAAGUGACCAAGUAGAGGCGAACGCGCUACGUUUUUUAGGCAGUCUUGAAGAAUUUCAGAAUACUCCGAGUGAGAUUGUAUUCUUGUUGGAUAGCUCUGGUAGCAUAGGGGCAGAAAGAUGGCCACUAGAAGUGGACUUUGUUCGCCAAGUGUCCACUGUUUUUACCGUAUCAUCCGACACUUCGCGUGUCGCUAUCGUGUCGUACUCAUCAGAGGGUCAAAUAUAUACACGAAUAGAUCACAUCACUGAACCGACAGACAAAAAUAAAUGUACUCUUCUUGGACAACUAGAUGACGCGCUGCCAUUCACUAGUGGUGGAACAUACACACUUGGUGCCUUAACCCAAGCCGAAACUUUACUUAAAAAUGGUAGAAAUGGUGCGCCGAG